This is a messenger RNA of Pseudo-nitzschia multistriata, 2061 nucleotides long. The record is from the annotation of a GenBank genome assembly. NCBI's taxonomy places the organism in Eukaryota, Bacillariophyta, Bacillariophyceae, Bacillariales, Bacillariaceae.
GGGCACAAAUGCGAUGCUSRWGKWUGCUGAUUCUAAGUUUWUAUACUUUUGUUCUGUCGAUUGUUUCCYUAGACACGACUAUUUGUUUCAGUAUCGUACCAUAGCACCGAACGUUCGCGAGUACGAGUAUUCCUCAUCAAUUUCCUGGGAUUGGUUGCUUUUCUAUUGUUUUCAUGCUCGAGAACUCUGGUCCGAUCAAGCGAAUAUGAUUGCGCAUGAACCAUGAACAAUACCGAUGAGCGCUUCUAAUAGAAAGAUUUCACGGCUGCCCCUUUCGGUGUUUCAGGAUCUCAUUACGCGAGCCCCUCUGGAUGGCYGUGACGAUGGUCCUGAAAGUCUCAAAGCCAACAUCUGUAAACGCCUGAAAGGUUUCCGUGUUAGAAACAAUGCUAGGGGAAGAAGCAAGAAUAAAAACCGUGGCCGUGGAGUUGGAUCGGGAAUAUCAUUGUCUACCACGACAACUUAUAACAUCAAGACCAUCGGGCAGCUUCUCCGCMUAUCCAAGUACACUCUAAUGUUGGCAUUAGACCCGAUAUUGACCUACGAAGAAGUCGGAAUAUUGCUCAACAGAGUGUGCAAUCAAUGCGCACCGAAUCCAAUUUCUGCACUCGAACUAUUCGGUGCUACAACUUUAAAUACAGAUAAUGUUUUGGGCAUGUCGRGWUACAGAGAUGAGGGGAAACAACAUGAAAACGAUCCCAUAUCUUUUGGUAGCAAGAUGAGGUAUCUACCGACGUCGCUGCCGUCACUGGAUCGUAUUUUAAAUGGGGGAGUUCGGUUGGCGACGGUAACUGAACUGGUGGGGAGAUCAGGAGUUGGAAAGACGCAGCUCGCUUUCCAGCUUUGCGUGACUGCGGCAAAAUUCAAUCAGGGGGCGAUMUACAUAGACACGGRAAAAAAAAUGUCUCUGGAACGACUAGGAGAAAUGAGCGAACAACGGAGAUUGAUCGGUAACAAUCACGAGAGCAGAGAUGAAGACGAUAUGGGCAUGUACAAAUCGACCCAGCUCGUUCUCAAUAAUCUGACCGUCCACCAGCCAGAAAAUACCGACGAACUGUUACAAGUUUUGGAUGGACUGGAGUACGAAAUUCUGAUUCGAAAUCAAAAUGCAGGCCAAGCUUUUUUUCAGUCUGGUGCAUCUACGGACAUCAACACAUCUCUCAGCAACACCGCUGUUCGAGGAAAAUACCCGGUUCGCCUGCUGAUCGUGGAUAGUAUCGCCGCACCUAUGCGACGUGACUACGGAACAGAUUCUGCGCCGCAGAGGGCUGCAUCUAUCUUUCAAUGCGCACAAAAGCUCAAGCGAUUGGCAGAUCAGCUCCAUUUAGCCAUCGUUGUGAUCAAUCAAGUCGGUGCUGCUAGUGUCGAUAGUAAUGCAAUGAAGAAUCGUUCCAGUGAAAAUAAGAAUGAUAUCUCCGGAUUUGGACUAAAUGCCGAACAGCAUCCAAGCAAUGUACGUGCAGCUCUAGGAACUUCUUGGCAUCACUGUGUGUCUACAAGGCUCUUGUUGGAAGCCUUGAACAUCCCUAAUUUUAUGCCAUCACCGGAAUUAUCUAGCCUAGGCAAUACCAAUCGCAAUGGUUUCCAGUGGGAAAAAGCGAUAGAACCAACUCAUCUUAUCACAAAAAAGAUUGCUGUUGUCAAAAGUAACACAACAGCGCUCGGUGAAACUCAAUUUGCAAUCACGACUGCGGGGAUCAUCGAGGAUCGACCGUCUGCUAGUCCACAUAAGGACCAACAAUUGUGAUGGUUCAGUCCCAACGCAAUGCCAAAUCAUUUUUUCGUGCGAAUCAAAUUGGGACGGUGCUUGUGCUCAAGUUAUGGGAUAUGGCAUUAGCCUGCCCCUGAUGGGAAAUAGAAUUACUCGACUUCUCGACUUCUCGACUUCACCAUAGUAAUAAACAUAAAAGAAAACAACAAAUAGAAGCCCUACUUUCUCUUUUUGAAGUAAGAGUUGAGCAUUAAGCUCUCGUGAUUUCCUAGUUUCUAACUGUGUGUUGACUUUUGAAGAUGAUGAUCAAAACAAUUUUUUGCUAGCAGAAAUAAAAUGCAUUGCAUUGC